GUGAUCCCGAAAAGUCUCAGUAUACAAGCGUCUUUGUGUAUUGAAAAAAAAAUCAAAAGUUUUAAAACAAAUCAAACAGAAAUGCGCAAAUUAGAGGAAACCCCAGUGGAAUCGUCUCCCUCGCCCGACCACUGUGAACCCACUGGUUCACGAACAGCAUUGUGAACGGUAUCUUUGGUGCCAGGAACCAAGAGCCAGUUCUUGGAAUUGUCCCAGUCACUAGGAGUGCUGCGAGUCUCUGGGAAGGCCCGUGGGUGCGUCCAGGUGCCAGGCCAGGGGAGGCACACGUGGACGGCAUUUUCAAGAACUUUUGCCACAGGUGUAAAAGACUCCAGGCCUGCAAAGAUGCUGAAACAGAUACUAUCAGAGAUGUACAUAGAUCCCGAUCUGCUGGCAGAGCUCAGCGAAGAACAGAAACAGAUCCUGUUCUUCAAGAUGAGGGAGGAACAGAUCCGCCGAUGGAAAGAAAGAGAAGCAGCAAUGGAAAAAAAGGAGUCCUUGCCAGUGACAUCCAGGCCAAAGAAAGAGAACGGCAAAUCUGUUCACUGGAAACUGGGAGCCGAUAAGGAAGUCUGGGUCUGGGUGAUGGGCGAACACCAUCUUGAUAAACCCUACGAUGUGCUCUGUAAUGAGAUUAUUGCUGAGAGGGCCCAGCUGAAGGCCGAGCGGGAAGCGGAAGAUCUCAGAAAAACCCAGUCCAAAGAAUUCGCCAAUAACUUGAAAAUGAAAUCACAAUAUUAUGAUCUGCAAGCACCAGAUACCCAGGAGACUCAGAAUAUCUGCAAGAAAGCAGCAACAGAAGAGGAAAAACUGGGGAAGGGCUCUAGACCAGCACCACUCCUUGAAGAAGAGAAAAUUCCAUGUCAACAUAGUGGAAAAACUAUAAACUCUGGCACAAGUCAGCUGUGUGAUGCCAGCAAGAUACACAACUCCUCUGCGACUCAGUUUCUUCCUCUGAUAAUUGGGCAUUGUGUUGCCCAUUCAUUAGAGUCACUCUCCAGUUCCUCAAGAAAUAUUCAACAAAUGUUGGCAGAUUCUAUCAAUCGUAUGAAGGCAUAUGGAUUUCACCAGAAGAAAGAGCCUGAGAAGAAAACACAAGAUGAAGAACUAAAACAAAUAGAUGAGGAGAAAGCCAAGCAGAUUUAUAAAAGCUGGAAAGAAGAUUCAGAGUGGCAGGCAUCUCUGCGAAAAUCCAAAGCCGCUGAUGAGAAGAGACGCUCUUUGGCUAAACAAGCGCGGGAAGACUAUAAGAGGCUAUCACUUGCGGCUGAGAAAGGAAGCGGUGAGGGACCACAAAGCCCCCCAGGAGUUCUACAGAAACCAAAAAGACCCCCCCUCCCACCCAAGCCUCACUUCCUAAACCCGGCGGGAUACCCUCCAAAGCCUCUUAGAAACCAGGGAGUGACGAGGACAGCGUCCAACUCUGCCCAGGAGGACAUCAUUCGGUGGUUUAAAGAGGAGCAGCUACCACUGCGAGCAGGCUACCAGACAACCUCAGACACCAUAGCUCCCUGGUUCCACGGGAUCCUGACAUUAAAGAGAGCAAAUGAGCUUCUGAGCACUCGCGAGCCGGGCAGUUUUCUGGUCCGCGUCAGUGAAAGGAUCAAAGGCUACGCCCUGUCCUAUCUGUCCGAGGAUGGCUGUAAGCAUUUCCUCAUAGAUGCCUCCACGGACUCCUACAGCUUCCUGGGCGUGGACCGGCUGCAGCACGCCACCCUGGCCGCGCUGGUGGACUACCACAAGGUGGAGCCCAUAACCUCCCUGGGGAAGGAGCUCCUCCUCUACCCCUGUGGUCAGCAGGGCGAGCCGCCGGACUACCUGGAGCUCUUCGAGUGACAGCGGCCCCCGUGGUGUCCUGCGCCCUCCAGCUGGGCUUUCCUCUGGGUUAACACUGCUCAAACAGACCUGUGCGUGUGAGGCCAAAGUCAGCCUGCAGCAGAGCCAGCACUGACCAACGGGCAAGUGUCCUUGGAGCCCCGUGGAAAUCUCUCUUCUGUGCAGAUGCUGGAGUUUAACGUUAAGAGAAAAUCAACUCUGCACCAUAUUCACUCCAAAAGUAAAUGGAGACGAUCCCCAAUUUCAGCAACUACCUAACGUGAAGGAUACAACUUUAAUGAUGUAUAUAAAAUGAACAAAGGAGAAAUGGAAACCUUUUAGGAAUUAAGACAUACUUCAAAAACCAAUACCUCCCGUGAACUAUUUUAUGACCUCUACGUUCCCUCUUUGCAUCAUUUCGAAAUGUCUCAGGACUGUGUUUAUAUUAAGUUCAUGUUGGCUUUGGGGAGCUGGCAGAAGAGCCUUCACGGGUGGCCUGCAAACACACUUCAUUUAUCACGCAUGCUGGAGCCAGGAUGUAAGGAAGAGACAUCGAAAAACAAAAGUUGGGAAUGCAAAUUGAAUGAGGAGUUAAAACUGUAGGAGGAGAGGCUUCACGCGUCACGAAGUACUACGGACUCUAGGGGAGAGAGCAGGUUUUCGAGUCUCCUCGUUCUGGAGAGCAGGGACAGUGCUGGCCUUAUGUACUCUGGCUCCGUCGGGGAGCGCACCGCGAGGUGAAGCCGCGCACACCUGAGGUGCUGUCCAUCAGUGCUCACGCUCCAGCACAGGACACCUGUAAAGGGUCCUUCCGGACUCAGAAGCCACCUAACCCCCAUAGGUUCACACCUAUGCCCACCUUGUUCUGGGGUGGAUGGUGUCCCGGGGAAGACAGGCUGAAGUCCCCAACCCUGGCACCUGCGAAUGUGACCUUAGCUGGGAAUAGGGUCUUUGCCGAUGUGAUCAAGUGAGGAUGAGCUCCUGCUGGGUCAGGCGGACGCUCCUCCGGCAUCUGGUGUCCUUAACAAGGAGAGCGGGAUCGGGAGCCGGAGACCCACAGGGGCGAGGCGGCCGUGGGACCGCAGAGGCACAGACAGGUGAUGCGGCUUCGAGCCAGGGAAAGCCAAGGCGUGCUGGCCGCCCCCACAAGCCAGGAUCCUCCCUGGAGCCUUAGAGGGGGAUGUGGCCUUGCUGACACCUUGGUUUCAGACCUUGAGCCUCCAAAUCUAUAAGAGAAUAAAUGUCUGUUGUCUUAA
Molecule: messenger RNA, 3071 nt
Organism: Mustela lutreola (European mink)
Lineage: Eukaryota; Metazoa; Chordata; Mammalia; Carnivora; Mustelidae
Gene: SH2D4A
Product: SH2 domain containing 4A
Exons: 11
Coding region: 346-1836 (496 amino acids)
Cellular component (GO): cytoplasm
Molecular function (GO): phosphatase binding
Source: RefSeq, a predicted model, not a curated record